AUCAAGGGUUGAUGUCCAAACAGAGAACCAGAAGGAAAAUAUCAAUGUGAAGGUUUUGAGCAGACUCAGCAAAAGUGCAGAGAACCUUAAUUUAUUUAAGCGACCUAUGAGACGUAAAAGCCCAUGUCCAGGACUUGCUUCACCUCAGGACGACCUUCAGGGCAUCACAUUUCCAAACGGGACACCCAGCAUCCAAAGGACCUCCAGCGUAUCUUCGGUGGACCUCCGAGGCAGGAGGAGCCAAAUGAAGAACAAGGGGCCAAUGGUCAAGCUGAUCGGCAGUAUGACCGACCUAACCGGCCGGCGGAGUAAGAGUCUGUCCACGAGUCCCACCUCUCCGUCUCCCAUGUCCCCCCUGAGCCGUCUCCACGAUGACUACUCUCGACGCCUGCCUUGCCUGCAAGCCAGUGAGCGACAGCGCCGGCCCACAGCCGCCACCGCUCAGGUCACCUCCGCCAAAAGCACUCCUCUCAUUCACACUGAGCCCGAACACCACGCAGAGCCGCAGCCCUGUCAGACUGUCAUCGACCCACUUUCCUCAGAGCCCCGAGAUUCACCAGAGCAGCUUCAAGCUGAUAUCUCUGCUCAGCAUGAGCUGCCGCCUGAUUCAACAACAAGUAAUUCUGAACAGAUGGUCGAAUGUGUUUCACCCCCACUCAGUCAGGGAGAAGCAUCGCAACAACAACCUGACUUUGCCUCGCUGCCAAAUGAGGUAAAAUCACAAUUUCAAGAACAAGAAGCACUUCUGCAAACAGACGAAGUCUCCACAGCAGCCAGCAGCCCACCUCCUGACCCCCCAGCACGCCUCUCUAAUAUACCCACAUCACCCACAGAGGAGGCUGCAACUUCCACAGAGACGUCUUCGGUCCAAACCAGACGAAGGAGCGGCCGCCCCAGACCCCGGCCCAUCUCUGACUAUGCCCAGCUGGUUUCCAGGAAGCAAUCCAUCCCAGAGGAAGUUCCGGUGCCAAACUAUCCAGAAAGGACAUUGGAGGCACGGCUGCAUGAAAACGGGAGCAGCCCUGAGAAUUAUGCCUUUAACGGGGAUGUUCCGAGACAUCGGCCCAUCUCUGUGAUCGGAGCUGUGGAUCUCUUCCCUGCAGAUAAGGAGAUGAAGGAGGAUUCCCUUCCUCCUCCUUUGUCACGACCACCGAUCCCCUCCCACAAGGUGCCCCCCUACAGAGGAGUGUCUGCCAGAUUCCGACCCUGCCCUCUAUCCCAGAGCACCCCUAUCGGACUGGACCGCGUGGGGCGGCGCAAGCUCCACAGAGUACUGAGCGCUGGUGUGUCUGAAAGCACAGCUACGCUUGAUGACAGCGUGAGCGAGGAGGAGGAGAGCAGCUUCGAUGAGCUCGCCGAUGGCACGCCCUACCUCCAGCCUGGGGUGGAGCUCUCAUUGCUCAACGAGUGGAUAAGCUCAGGGCAUGGCGUGUACGCCGAGGCUCUCUGGGACCAUGUGACCAUGGAAGAGAAGGAGCUGGCCUUCAAGGCCGGAGAUGUUAUCCGCCUCCUGGACGCUUCCCACAAGGACUGGUGGUGGGGCAGGGGGGGUGACAGGGAGGCCUGGUUCCCUUCCAGCUUUGUGAGGGUGCGUGUAAACCAAGAGGACUCGAGCACUGAGAGCGUGGAGAGUGUGGCAGACCAGGAGGAUCCAGCUCCCAGGGACAAACCCAGCACUCAGCACAGGGAGCAAAUGAGAACCAAUGUGGUUCAAGAAAUCAUGAAAACCGAACGCAUUUACAUCAAACACUUAAAAGACAUCUGUGAGGGUUACAUCCGUCAGUGCCGAAAACACCCCGACAUGUUCACAGAGGUGCAGCUGAGAACGAUCUUCAGCAACAUAGAAGACAUCUACAAAUUCCAGAGGCAGUUCCUCAGAGAACUGGAGAAGAAGUACAACAAAGAAGAACCACAUCUGAGUGAAAUAGGCUCCUGUUUCCUCAUGCAGGGUGAGGGCUUUUCAAUCUACUCGGAGUACUGCAACACGCAUCCCGCUGCCUGUGCUGAGCUGCAGCGUCUCAUGAAGAUGGGGAAAUACAAACAUUUCUUUGAGGCCUGCCGCCUCCUCCAGCAGAUGAUCGACAUCUCCAUCGCUGGCUUUUUGCUUACACCUGUCCAGAAGAUCUGUAAAUACCCUCUUCAGCUGGGAGAGCUGCUUAAAUACACACCUAAAGACCACAGGGACCACACUGGUGUCAGUGAAGCAUACGAGGCUAUGAAGAAGGUGGCCAGUUUAAUUAAUGAGAGGAAGAGGCGGCUGGAGAGCAUCGACACCAUUGCUCACUGGCAGGUUGCCAUUUUGCACUGGGAGGGGCCCGACGUGCUGGAGCGCAGUUCGGAGCUGAUCCAUUCUGGCGAGCUGACCCGAGCCGUUCGGCAGGGCAAGCUGCAGCAGCGAAGCUUCUUCCUUUUCGACCACCAGCUUGUCUACUGCAAAAAGGACGUCCUGCGAAGAGACCUACUCCACUAUCGAGGGCGUCUAGAUAUGGAUGAGAUCGAAGUGUUGGACAUUGCUGACGGGCGGGACUCGGACCUGGGCCUCACUCUGAAAAAUGCUCUGCGGCUGCGGAACGCCUCCACCCUGGAGUUUGUGUGCGCACUUUGCUGCAGGAAGGUGGAGGACAAGCAGAGGUGGUUACAGGCCUUUGCCAAGGAGAGACAGAGAGUGAAGGAGGACCAGGAGAUGGGAAUAGACAUCAGCGAUGAACAAAGAAAACAGGCCAUCAUUAAUGCAAGAAGACCAAAACAUGGAAAGAUCAAAACCGUUGGUUAUGCCGACUCUGUCCCGCCACACCAGAACCUGCCGCCCCUUCAGCAGCGCCACAUCACCAUUCCCACCAGCGUGCCUCAGCAGCAGGUGUUUUCCCUUGCUGAGCCCCCCAGGAGAAAGCCUUACCACCUGCUGUACAGCAUCACCCGGAACACCUUCUUCAAGAAAUGAGCCUCUUGGACUCUUUUUCUUGUUUUCUACGCUGAACCAUCCCAAAAACUCACUGAACAUGUUUUGUUUUUUUCCUGUUUGUGUCGAGUCUUGUUUUUGUGCCUCUGUGUGUUUUUCAAUAUAUUUGUUUUUGUUGUGAAGCUCCUGAAAUUCAAAGAGGCUUCAAAAAAGUGUUAAAAUUCAGACCGUCGUUUUAUUCUUGUUUUUGUUAAAAAAUGCUGCUUCCUCAGAAAAACCCUGUUCCUUUUAACCCAUUCCAACUCACAGGUUUAUUUCUGAUUAUGACAACGAUGUUUCGUCUGCCUUUAUGUUCAAUAAUGUGGUUUUAGUGUUUUUGUCGAGUUUGUCAACUCUGAGCACAGCAGGAUAAAUUAACUGCUCACAUUCAUACAAACUGUGUAAUAAUGUAAAUAAAACUGAUGU
Messenger RNA from Cyprinodon variegatus (sheepshead minnow), 3364 nucleotides. RefSeq names its product spermatogenesis-associated protein 13-like (gene spata13). Gene Ontology annotation, molecular function: guanyl-nucleotide exchange factor activity; protein binding. Lineage: Eukaryota; Metazoa; Chordata; Actinopteri; Cyprinodontiformes; Cyprinodontidae. The record is from RefSeq and is a predicted model, not a curated record. The transcript has 12 exons. Bases 107 to 2941 code for a protein of 944 amino acids.